Molecule: messenger RNA, 1461 nt
Organism: Mandrillus leucophaeus (drill)
Lineage: Eukaryota; Metazoa; Chordata; Mammalia; Primates; Cercopithecidae
Gene: FJX1
Product: four jointed box 1 (Drosophila)
Exons: 1
Coding region: 184-543 (119 amino acids)
Biological process (GO): cell-cell signaling
Source: RefSeq, a predicted model, not a curated record
UGGCGCUCGGAGGACGGCCGUCUGCGCCCCCUCCGGGACGCCGGGGGUGAGCUGGCCAACCUCAGCCAGGCGGAGCUCGUGGACCUAGUACAAUGGACCGACUUAAUCCUCUUCGACUACCUGACAGCCAACUUCGACCGGCUCGUAAGCAACCUCUUCAGCCUGCAAUGGGACCCGCGCGUCAUGCAGCGUGCCACCAGCAACCUGCACCGCGGUCCCGGCGGGGCGCUGGUCUUUCUGGACAACGAGGCGGGCUUGGUGCACGGCUACCGGGUGGCAGGCAUGUGGGACAAGUAUAACGAGCCGCUGUUGCAGUCAGUGUGCGUGUUCCGCGAGCGGACCGCGCGGCGCGUCCUGGAGCUGCACCGCGGACAGGACGCCGCGGCCCGGCUGCUGCGCCUCUACCGGCGCCACGAGCCUCGCUUCCCCGAGCUGGCCGCGCUCGCCGACCCCCACGCUCAGCUGCUACAGCGCCGCCUCGACUUCCUCGCCAAGCACAUUUUGCACUGUAAGGCCAAGUACGGCCACCGGUCUGGGACUUAGUGUCACCCGGAGGAAAAGAGACCUGGGGCUGGGGUAUGGAUGAUGGGGGGAAGGGCCGUCGCCUCUGCCACUGUCGGGGACCAGCCGGCCAACGCCCACCCGCAAAGGUGUCUAAAAACUUAAGCUCUUCACCCACCUGCCCCUUUCUUUCAAUCCCACGCUGUUUCCUUUCAAAGUUCUGGGAGGACGAACUCACCGAGGCGAGAAGUGUAACAUUCCCUCCACCCAGCUUAUAAAAGGAUUCUUUCCUGUGCCAGCACGGAGAUUGGAUCCGAAGAAACUGGCUACUGGGGUUUGGCCCCCGAGUGGCCGUCCCUGUGGGAGAUGUACCCCAUUCUUGGGCCCCCCUCAUUCCCUUUCCGAAAAAGGAAAAUUUCCGUUUGAGCUGUUGAGCUAAUUCUGCAAUUUUCUACCAAACACAGCGCUGGUGGCCCCGGAGCAGGGCUGUGACAUUGGCUGGUGGAGCCCCCUUCCUGUGUUCUCCCUUUGUUCCAGCGCCGCGAUGGUGAGAUCACUGUUCCAAGCAGGGGGACGGCUCCCGAUAGGACAAAGAGAGCAGGACCUCCAGACUCUGGGGAGCCCUGCAGACCUUGACAAUUUGCCUGACUCAUUCCUGACCUCUUGUCAUUUUGGCCUGAAGGCUACAAAUUCAGGGCCAGCUGUAUGCACUAAGUGAAAUAUAAUGAAUUUCUUCUUCCUCCCACUCCCAACCGACCAAAAUUUUGACAAUGAUGAUGUUCACCAGAAGGAAAAAAAAAAUCAGUUUUAUGCACUUUAUUUUGUUUUUAUUUUAAUUUUUUAUUAAGAAAAACUUUUUAUUUUACAGAAUUUACCUUCUCUGUAUAUAUGUGCAUAAAGUGUAAAUAUACUAAACAAACUUAUAUUUCAAUAAAAGGGGGUUUAAAAUUUAUAAUUUAA